Messenger RNA from Salmo salar (Atlantic salmon), 1226 nucleotides. Lineage: Eukaryota; Metazoa; Chordata; Actinopteri; Salmoniformes; Salmonidae. The record is from RefSeq and is a predicted model, not a curated record.
AUCAAAUAUGAUGCAAAAAAUGGGCAAAAUGUAUUUUCAAGGGGAGAUACUAUCACAGGGAGAAUUAUUUUGGUAGUUUCAGCUGAAACAAAGAUUAAAUGUCUUUCUAUCAAGGCUAAAGGAAAAGCUAAUGUUUUGUGGGAGGAAGAUUAUGGACUAUACUCGGACGAAACAUAUCGUGCCAAAUAUGAAUAUUUUUCACUUGAGCAGUGUGUACUGCAGGAAGGGAAUGGCACCAAUGUUCUAACUACAGGAAGACAUGUGCAUCCUUUCUCCUUCCAAAUUCCUGACAAAAACCUCAGCAUGGGACCAAGGAAAAGGAUGUUAUGUUCUUUGCAUCUGGAAAAAUCUCUGUGAGCAUUCACACUGAGAGGCAGGGAUACCAGCAAGGAGAGGCUGUGAAAGUCAGGGCAAUAAUUGUCAACAACUCAACUCGCCCAGGGACCCCAAAAUACUACCUGUACGAAAAGCAGUCUUUCUACGCCCAGAAGGAGAGGAAAGUCCACACCCACAACAUCUUGAAAGAGAAGGGCGAUCAGGUGCCUGCUGGCACUCGGCAGACGGUGACCCAAGUUUUGACCAUCCCUCCACAACUCCCUGCCACCAUCUUCAACUGUCCUAUACUCAAAUUGGAGUACCGAUUGAAGGUCGUUCUUGAUGUUAAACUGGCCAUAGACCCUGAGAUCAAGCUACCUAUCGUUGUUCUUACUGCAACUCAAACUCUUGGACAGGAACCCCCACCUUACUUCAGUUUUGUUUUUGAGUCACAAGUCCCAUCUGCGUCUGAGCUACCACCCCCCUACGAAAUGUUUGCUUCCUCGUCAAAUUUGUAUAGAAAAUUGUAGAGGCAUGGAAAUUCACAAUUGGGCAAAAGUCUGUCCUCUCCUCAACUCCUCCGUCCUCCUCUCUUCCGUGACCCGGAGACCGAUAAGUGGUUGCCAUAUAUGAGAGAGGGUCAAUUAGUUAACCUGUUACGGACAGACGUUCCGCUAGCAGAACGCCUCACCAAUAUCCAAUGGUAGAUCGUGGCGCGAAAUACAAAUACCUUAAAAAUGCUAUAACUUCAAUUUCUCAAACAUAUGACUAUUUUACACCAUUUUAAAGAUAAGACUCUCGUUAAUCUAACCACAUUGUCCGAUUUCAAAAAGGCAUUACAGCGAAAGCAAAACAUUAGAUUGUUAGGAGAGUACAUAGACACAAAUAAUCACACAGCCAUUUUCCAAGCA